This is a messenger RNA of Penaeus indicus, 4917 nucleotides long. RefSeq lists its product as uncharacterized. The record is from RefSeq and is a predicted model, not a curated record. The coding region runs from base 71 to 4231 and encodes 1386 amino acids. NCBI's taxonomy places the organism in Eukaryota, Metazoa, Arthropoda, Malacostraca, Decapoda, Penaeidae. The transcript is spliced from 6 exons.
CUUUAACCGCCGCCUUUUAAAUCUCCUCUCGCGCACGCCUUUGAUUUUUUUCCUGAUUUUGAAAGAGAACAUGGAUAGCGAUAGUGAUGAAGAGAUCUUUUUUGGACCUGUAACAGUCAAAGAACAGGAGAUCUCCUCAAAGCUGAAGAACAGAAGAACAGAACUUUUUUCAUCUGGGCCACCUUUGUUCCGGAGGAGAUCCUCACGACCAUCCCUUGCAUCUUUGGAGGAGGAAGGUAAAGGGUGUGAUAAUGACAGUACUACCUCCCUUAUUGUGCAUGGGCAUAGUGCCUGUGGUACCCUUUCAUCUUCUGCUGGUGAAGAAAGUUCUCAUUGGGAGGGAUCUGUAGCAAACAGUUCUUCACAAUCUUCAGGUCUUGCUGAAUCCACAGAAGUCUUGGCCUCUUCUUCAGAUUCACUGCAAAGCAAUGACAAGCCCUUGUUUGUCUUUCAGUCACAGUCCAAUGCAAAACUGGAAAAUAAGUCAUAUGAGACUGAAACUGAAAUAUUUCACAGUAAUUCUGGAAAUCCUGAAACUGAUUCAUUACAUCAUAACUCAACACAAGAAGUCAGCCUUGUCUCAAGAGUUGAAGCAUCAUGUGAAAGUAGUGACAGUGCUUUGCACUCUGACUCAUAUUGUAGAACAUCAGAAGAGGGAUCAUCUAGGAAUAUUGAAGAAUUAGAGCCCAGUGAAAUGGGAAUAUCAGAGUCUGAAAUUGACACACCAGAGGCAGACCUUCAGAUGAGCCCAAAAGCCCAAGAGGAAGCAAAGACCCUGUCUAGUUCUGCAGUAGAUGCUGAAAACAGCAAAACUGAAUACAGAGAUAGAGAUCCCUGUACUUCAAUUGUAAGUCAGGAAGUAACAUGUAGUGAUGAAAGUUAUCUGGCUGGUGAUGCUCAUGUAAUAGGAGAGCACGAUAAUGUACGCAAUGUGGAUCAAGAAGUGCAGAGUGAAUGGUACAAGGAAAAUUCUGAGAGUAGCCAGGUAAGCAGCAUAGGAAGCACUGAGAGAGCAGACCAUAAACAUGUAGAUUCUCCAAACAAGGGAUCAUCUAUGAAUGUUGAAGAAUUAGAACCCAGUGAAAUAGAAAUAUCAGGACCUGAAGUUGAUACACCAGAACCAGACCUUCAGAUGAGCCCAAAACCCCAAGAAGAAGCAAGAACCCCAUCUAGGUCUGUAAUAGAGGCUGAAAACACCAAGACUGACUACAUAGAUGCAGAGCCCUGUGAUUCAGUUGUUAGUCAGGAAGUAACUUGUAGUGAUGAAAGUUCUCUGGUUGGUGAUGCCCGUGUAAUAGCAGAGCAGGAUGAUGUAUGCCAUGUGGAUGAAGAAAUGCAGAGUAAAUGUUAUAAGGAAAAUUCUGAGAGUAGGCAGAUAAACAGCAUAGGAAGCACUGUAAAUAAAAGAGCAGACCCCAGGCAUGUAGAUUCUCCAAACAAGAUAGAAAGCUGUAUGUCACAGACUUGUAAUGAGGUUGAUAAAGAAACAAGUGCUUAUAAAGGAGAAGAGAGCCCAGAGACUGAAAAGAAAAUAACCAGUUGUGAUAACUUAAAAGAUUCUAAUGCAGUGAUGGAAGAAAAGCCAUCAUUGGAGAGAGAAAAAAUAGGUGAUUUAGACCCAGACACCUCUCUUUUGAAAAGUUACACUUCCAGAUUCUCAAGUAAAUCACAGAAAGAAGGUCAUAUACAUGAGCUAACUCGCACCAAAAAGCUAGUUAAGCCACGUGAAAGUUAUUACAGUAGUCUAGAAGUUAUUAAUGUGAAUGAGGCAAAUAUUUUUGAUGAAUUCAUUAUAGAAGAGAAAAAUUAUCCACAUGAUCUUGAGCAAAUAUGUGCUGCUGAUAAAAAGGUUUUCCCACAUAUUAAAGAUCAGCAGAGUAGAUCAAGCUUUAAAAAAUACUCCUCUAGUACAUGUGAAUUUCUUUCUGAGGGCAGUGACUCUGUGUUCACACAUUUCCCUUCCUCAGGCUCUGAUAUGUGCUUGAUCAGUGGUUCUGAAAUGGGGAGGAUCCUUCCAGAUACUCCCUCUUCUAGAAAUUCAGAAGGGGAUGAUUCAGUCUUCCUUCAUAAAAAUGAUACUGAUAAUGUAUGUGCCACAGACCAGCCUAAAACAGAAAGGGAGGAUUCCUGUGAGGCAGAUGAUUCUGUUUCCCCCGUCACACCUCCACCAAAAGGACCCCUUAUGAAAGUAGAGGCAGAUCCAAAGUUUACUUUUACAGUGACUCCACCUCCAACAUCCUUACUUUCUCUGCGAAAAAUACUUCCACUUCCACUAAUUUCAGCUACUUCAUCAUAUUCAUCUUCAUCUCAAAAUUUAGGAGAAUCAGGCAUUGAUAGUUAUGGCCCUGCCAACAGGGCCAUUAUUUUCUCACAGUCAGAUUCUGAGCCAGCAUCUUUUUCAUCUCAACCCAUACCUUCUGCAGCUUCUAGUGCUGAUGUUCAGAAUCUAUCUGACUGUACUAGUGGAUCUGGAGAUAUUCAAGUUAAUUACAGUCCUGUUUGUCACUCUCCUGGUGGUUCAGCGUUCAGCUACAUGCCGAAAGAUGAUCUGGAUUCAAGUGAUGAUGGGUCAGAUGGUGAAUCUUCUCCAGAUCAGAAGUUCAAUGAUACUAUAGAAGAGAUGGAAAUGAUGCUCAAGUAUGGCCUCAAUUAUGGAGAAAAAAACAAAGAAGAAAGUGAUGAGGCCAAGGGAAAAGUUCCUUCUUCUGGGGACAUAUACAGUGCUGCAAGGAAAGCACAUGCAGAGUUUUCUGGGGUUGAUGACAAUGAUGAAUUUGAAAGCAUUGUGAGCCCACGGAAAUCAAGUGUAGCAAGCACCAUCUCAAACUUUCAACCAAAUAUGGACUCAACGCGAUCUUCUUCUCUAAGGGAAGAUGUUGAGAAACCUAUGAUUUUUGUUCAGAGUCCUGAGACCGUUGAAAUGAAUGAGGUCAGGUCACCAUCAGUUCUGUCAAACAAAAAGCAGAAGGAAGCACCACCUAAACCACCAAGGAAUUUAAAUUUGCAAAAUGGGAACUUACAGAAGCAUCCAGAGGAAGCCCGUGUUAAAAUGCAGAAAAGAAGCCCAGUCUCUAAGCCUGUAUGUAUUAGUAGACUUAAACCAAGUCCACUUUCUUUAACUCCAAAGGUUUCAAAAGUAGACACAACUAAAAAGGUUGUGAAGCAGUCUGGACCAAAAGUGGUAAAUGAGCCAGGCUUGUAUAAAUCAGGCUCUCUGACAAAUAUAUAUAGAACAUCAAAAGUGGGAGAGUCACCUGUUAGGCCUUCAGUACAGUCAGUUGCAGGUUUCAGAUCUCAGCCAAAUUCUCCACUGACAAAAACCUUCACCUCUCAAAAGAAAAACUCACCAUCAGAACCUUCAAUGAGACUUAACAGUGGCAGGACUGCCCUUCCACCACGGCCUCCGGUUGUUAGAGCUAAUAUCAAGCCAAUAUCAGGUUUACCAAGUCAUCAAAUACACAAAUUCUCCACACCACAGGGGAAGAGUACAAGAACCAAAAUGCAAGUUUCUUCAGCAAGCAAGCUCCAAUCUCCGUCACUGAAAACUCCAAAAAAUCUGAGGUUCAAGCAAGGGAUGAGUAUUGUUAGUCCUGUUGCAAAAUAUCUCAGGGAAAAUCCUCCCCCACCCUUGGUUGUGAAUAUCAAGCCAAAGCACAAAGUCAGUCCAGUCAAAAUCCAGUCAGAGAGCCCAGUUUCCCUUCACUCUCCACUUGCCAGCGGCCAGAAUUCGCCCCAGCGCCUGGCUAAAAGAAUUCAUCGAGAGGAUGCAGAAGUACAAAGGAGAGCAGCCCUUAGUAAGAUCCAGGGUGACCUUGAUAAGUUAGCCUCCAAGAUGAAUAAUGCACAGAUUGAGUCUGGUGAGGAGGAGACUUUAGAGCCAGUUGAUGUGACUAGGAAACGGGUCCUUCCAAGAGCAAUGUACACUUCAGCUCCUGUUGUUGUGGAUUCACUUGAAAAUAAAGAAAAUGAAAGAACUCGAAGGCGCAGGGAUAUCCCUACUGACAAGCAUCCUGUCCUUGUAAUGAAGCACAAAGGUCGUGUCAAGUUGCCCAAAGUAACAUUCAAGGAAGGCCUGGUUGAUGGAUCUUCGCCGAAGGGAUACAAGAGUCCUACCCUUCAAAAUCCAGUUAUGUCAUCUCUGAAAGAUCGGCAGUCAUUGCGGAAUUCAUUAAUGGAGGUCUCCAUCUAUGAAUCACAUGAAACACAGUAUACACAUACUCUCCAGAAGUGAGGAAUACGAACACAGGGAAUGCAGAUCACAAAUGGACUUUACAAGCAAACUAUUUAUAUGUUCUAUAAGAGGAAAUGACAGGUUUUCUUUAGCCUUUCUUUUCCAAGGCUUUGGAAUUGAAGUUGCUUACUAAUUUCCAGGAAGAGGCUUAAUGAGUGACAGUAUUCAAUGAAUAUAUUGUCACACUUGCAAGAGAUACUUUUGCUAUCAGCAGUGAUUUAUGGUAUUCAGUAACCUAGUGAUUUAUUAGACCUUAGCUUUAUAUGUAAAUCUAUUAUAUAUUGGUAUUUAAAUUUUUUAUCAAAGAUUUGUGAGCAAUACUGAAUUAAUGAUUUGGAUCAUGAUAAAAGGAGAACCAUUUUUGCUUGUUAUGAAGGUUUGUGUGAGUACUUGCUUAUUUAAAAGUAAAAUCUUAUUUUAAUGAAUACAUAGGUGUUGUAAUAUAUUGCUACAACAGCUGUUAUUAUAUCCUAACACAAAUUUGUAUAUGCCAUAUUUUGCAAUGCUUUUUGGAACAGAGAGUGAUGUCUAUAUGUGAAGUCCCCAUCUAAGUUCAAAUUAAACACAAAAUAAAACAUUCAUAUGGUUCAGUUAUCAAUCCUAGGAAUCUGUCUCUCUCUCUCUCUCUCUCUCUCUCUCUCUCUCUCUCUCUCUCUCUCUCUCUCUCUCUCUCUCUCUCUCUCUCU